AAUGAGCUUCUCCUUUACUCAGUUGUAUCCCUCUUGAAGCAAAGCGAAGGAAUAAAAAAAAAGGCCCCUCCCCCAUUUCUAUCUGAAAACUCUUUCUCAAGCAAGGCUGGUAACUUGAAAUACUCGAAAAGCAAAACAAAAUCGAAAUCGGAUGACUUUUUGAAAGGAAAUUUUAGGGUUUCCGUUUCAUUAUGUCUUCGAUAAAGAUGAACUCGUGCAACAGCAACAAUGGCGAGAGCAAAAACGGGACGAGCAACAGUUUAGCAAGCGUAAACCACGAUCUCGGCUUAUACUUCUUGGAGCUGGCUCGGCUUGGCUCGGCUAAGGCUCCGACGGAGAUGGAGGAGGAUGAGGAGGAGGCUCCGAAAGAGCUCAACACGAUCAAUAGCUCGGGAGGAUUCUUGUUUGUGGCGACUGAUAAGUUGUCGGUGAAAUAUACGAGCGUUAACCUCCAUGGCCACGAUGUCGGAGUGGUCCAAGCCAAUAAACCGGCUCCAGUGAAGCGGCUGCUUUAUUACUUUGAGAUUUAUGUGAAGGACGCUGGGGCUAAGGGGCAGAUUGCUAUUGGAUUCACCCAAGAAAGCUUCAAGAUGCGGAGACAGCCCGGGUGGGAAGCAAACAGUUUUGGGUAUCAUGGGGAUGAUGGAUUUUUAUAUCGUGGACAUGGAAAGGGAGAGGCUUUUGGUCCAACUUAUACAACAGGAGAUACAGUUGGUGGUGGCAUAAACUAUGCUUCACAAGAAUUCUUUUUCACUAAAAAUGGGACAAUAGUGGGAACAGUUUGCGUGGUAAAGGAAAUCAAGGGUUCCUUAUUUCCUACAGUUGCUGUUCACAGCCUAAACGAGGAGGUUCAUGUCAACUUCGGGCAAAAAAAAUUUGCUUUUGAUCUGAAGGAGUACGAAGCUCAAGAGAGGUUGAAGCAGCAAAUGACAAUUGAAAAGAUAUCUCUACCUCCAAAUAUUAGUUACGGACUUGUUCGCUCCUACUUGCUACAUUAUGGCUAUGAAGAUACACUCAAUUCAUUUGAUCUGGCUAGUAAAAGCACUGUCCCUCCUAUCUAUAUAGCUAAAGAAAAUGGCUUUGAUGAGCAGGAUAUUGUGUAUGCACUAAAUCAGAGGAAGACUCUACGACAGCUAAUCAGGAAUGGCGAGAUUGAUGCAGCCAUUAGCAAACUUCGUGACUGGUAUCCCCAAAUUGUUCAGGAAGAAAAAUCAGCUACAUGCUUUCUGCUGCACUGCCAAAAAUUUAUUGAAUUGGUUCGGGUUGGAGCAUUGGAAGAGGCUGUUAAGUAUGGAAGGAUGGAAUUGGCAAAAUUUGUUGAGUUGGAUGGAUUUAAUGAUUUAGUGCAGGACUGUGGUGCUCUGCUGGCAUAUGAACGUCCACAGGAGUCCUCUGUUGGAUAUCUUCUUGAAGAGUCACAACGCGAUGUUGUGGCAGACACAGUUAAUGCUAUGAUCUUAUCGACAAAUCCCAAUAUGAAAGAUCUGCAAGGCUGCUUACAUUCUUACCUGGAGAAACUACUGAGGCAGCUAACUGCUUGCUGUUUGGAGAGAAGGUCGGCAAAUGGGGACCAGGGUGAAGCAUUCCAUUUGCAUCGGGUUCUUAACAGUGGUAAAGACAUCAAGUCCUAGCUGAUAUAUGUAAAUUGCACCACUCAUCUUUUUCUGUCCAUAUCACCAAUAGAUCUUUGCUGAAUACCCUUCUCAAUUUUCAAGUCACUGGAUUGGUCUUACUGUCUGCUAUAUGGAGUCGAGCACCCCCUUGGGUUCCCCGCCUCCCAUAAAAAAAACAAGGGUUCUACAUUUUCUCUAUAAAGAUGGGGUGUUUUCUCCAUGUGCUUGUAAGCUUUUCUUCACAAACUUAUCCUUUACAUGAGAGUUUUCAGAUUUACUGGAUGCAGAUUACAAUGUGAAUAUUGUAGGUGAGACUUACACUUGAAUGUGAUUGCAGAUACAAUUCUAUCAGUUGUAUUCGGAAGAUUCCUACCAUUUGUUGUCAUUUGAUUGUUGGAAAGAAAUCUUGUUUAGGGGUA
This is a messenger RNA of Theobroma cacao (cacao), 2032 nucleotides long. RefSeq names its product SPla/RYanodine receptor (SPRY) domain-containing protein (gene RANBPM). NCBI's taxonomy places the organism in Eukaryota, Viridiplantae, Streptophyta, Magnoliopsida, Malvales, Malvaceae. The record is from RefSeq and is a predicted model, not a curated record. Gene Ontology annotation, molecular function: protein binding.